Molecule: messenger RNA, 2579 nt
Organism: Cannabis sativa
Lineage: Eukaryota; Viridiplantae; Streptophyta; Magnoliopsida; Rosales; Cannabaceae
Product: stemmadenine O-acetyltransferase-like
Exons: 1
Coding region: 177-1544 (455 amino acids)
Source: RefSeq, a predicted model, not a curated record
UAGCGAUCGAAUUAUAAACACUUCUACAAAACCCUAUUCCCUAAUUAAGUACGUAUAAUAAUUAACUAUUUAAAGUACUGCUCAUUAUGCAUUCAUAAAAAUGAUAAAAUAAAACCACCAAUCUCUCAUCUUGAAAAAGAAAAAGCUAGUAAUAUAAGGAAACAUUGUGUAUAUUUAUGGAGAUCAAUAAGAUUGAAAUUGUUAGAAGACAAACCAUAAAACCAUCUUAUCCAACUCCUCCUCACCAAAAACACUUCAAUCUCUCUUUUCUUGAUCAAAUUGCCCCAGCAAUAUACACUUCGAUCGUUCUUUUCUAUCCAAAGAAUUAUAACAAUCAUAUUGACCUCAUUGAUACAUCUUAUGAUCAUCAUGGCUACCUAAAGAAAACACUCUCAAAAAUCUUGGCUCGUAGCUUCUUUCCCCUAGCGGGUAGAAUUAAUAACAACACAACUAUUGAGUGCACAGACGAAGGCGUUCCGUUUUUCGAAGCCAAAUUCAAAGGCUCUCUCUCAACUUUCCUUGAGCAAAAAUCACACAAUAAUGUGGUUGAGUUACUCAAGCAAUUCCUUCCGGCUAAUAAUAUGGUAUCCAUUGAUCAGGCAACUAGUACUUGGCCUCUAUUGCUCGUUCAAGUGACUUCCUUUGAUUGUGGCGGCUUGGCCAUCGGUGUCUGCAUGUCGCAUAAGUUUGCAGAUGCAGCCACACUCAGCAUAUUCAUGAAAAGUUGGGCUAAAACCCCUGUCGAAGCAGCCAUCAGAGAUGGCUGCUGCGAUCAAGCAUUAGACCCGGAUUAUAGGGCUGCGUCCCUGUUUCCGGGUCGAGAUUUGUUGACAUUGCCGCCUGCUACGGAGUCUGAGUUGAAUAACACGGUAGAUAUUAUAACAAAAAGGUACGUGUUUGGUAAAACUAAAAUAGUUCAUCUUAAGGCCAAAGCCACUAAGGUUAAUAACCCUACUCGAGUUGAAGUUGUAACUGCAUUCGUUUGGAAUUGUGCCACAAAUGCAAAUAAGCGACAUAGGUUCUCAGUUUUGGCUCAGUGUGUGAAUCUACGAAAAAAGGUUGAGCCUCCUUUUCCAGACAACUUAGUUGGAAAUCUUGUUGGGUAUUUCUCAGUGAGUGUAGAUUGUAAAACUAAUGAUAAAGAUUAUAAUAAAUCAGAUCAAUUUUGUGAUUUGGUGGCUAAGUUGAGGAAAGGAAAUAUAGAAUAUAGUGAGAACGAAGCAAAAAAAUUGAGAGCAGGAAAGGAGGGGUUGGAGGUGUUAUCUCGGUGGUCUGAAGAAGGAGGAGAAUUGGUUAGAAAAGAUGAUGCGAAUGUUUUCAUUUGUUCGAGCUGGUGUAAUUUUGGAUUUUAUGAGAUUGAUUUUGGUUGGGGUAAGCCAAUUUGGGCGAGUAAUCCACCUUAUAUUUCUUAUGAAAAUAUAAUGACAUUGAUGGACACAAAAGAGGGGGAUGGAGUAGAGGUUUACCUGACUUUAAGUAAAGACAACAUGGCCUCCUUUGAGCGUGACCCUUAUAUUCAAUCAAUGAUCACUUCCUCAAUUUGAUUAAUAUGUAUACAAAAUACUAAGUAUGUAACUUUUGCCACGCUUUUUAAGUUACUAUAUUAUAUGUGUAGUCAAUGCAAUAAAAUCUAACUUAAUAAGUCCAAAUAUAUUAUAUUUUAAAUUUAAAUAUGUAAAGCUUUUCGAUGGUUUGUAAUUAAUUAUUUGAAUCUUAUUUACGUCAUUAAUUAUAAACUAUUCUUAAAAAUUUAACCUAUUUUUGUGUUGUGUCUGUAAGUUAUAAACUAGCACUUAAGGGUUUUUAUUUUUUAGUAGUUUUUAAGUGUUAGUUCAGUGGUAUUGGCCUAGGAUAAGCAACGGCCGGUCUCUUCUUAAUCAAGUUGACGAGGAUGGCGUCUAUGAUCUAACCAGGUACAUACCUAUCGUACGUUGAGUUAGAAAACUGCCAUUUUAGGCGCUGAUUGGAAGAAACAAACUGGCGUAAUAAUGCUGAAUUAGGGUGGCACAGGAGAAUAGUUCCCAAAAUCAACCUGACCUUGAAGAAAGAGAUACACGAGGCAAACCUUGUGACUUGCAAACCAGGGGGGAGGAGACAACCCAAAGGUAUCCCCAGAACUCUCAAGAGAGACAACCUGAGGAAAUUGAGAGAUACCUUGAAGGUGAGAUGCCCUAUAAUCAACCAAGAACCAAGAAACUGGAAAUUCCCCAUAGGAAUAAGGGAAAUCUGGGAACACAGCCUGGGAUACAUGGAUCAUCAGUCGGGGAUCGCCAACGUUCUCUCCAAGCUCAUAGGAAAGGAGCUCGCACAAAUCCCAAUAGGGGGAACGAGACGAAUCAAACCUUAGGAAGAAGAGCAGGACGUGAAGAGGCGAGGGCUACCGCGAGGUACAUGGUAACUCAUAAUUGAUCAAUGCGAGGAGAAGAGAAUGCUCGUUGCAGCGAUGAUCAAAAAGGAAAAAUACGGUUGUUGGAAUUUAUUUUACCAGGAUCUUAGAUCUACUCACAAGUAUGUUUAUUAACACCCUAAAUAAGAAAUUUCUAAAACGAUAAAUUAAACACAUAUAAAGUUUAAGAAAC